Molecule: messenger RNA, 3499 nt
Organism: Drosophila erecta
Lineage: Eukaryota; Metazoa; Arthropoda; Insecta; Diptera; Drosophilidae
Gene: Ubqn
Product: ubiquilin-1
Exons: 3
Coding region: 325-1983 (552 amino acids)
Biological process (GO): ubiquitin-dependent protein catabolic process
Cellular component (GO): cytosol
Molecular function (GO): polyubiquitin modification-dependent protein binding
Source: RefSeq, a predicted model, not a curated record
GCCAAAUACGUUUUCAAGCAGAGCACACUGUGUGACAGCGGAUAAGGCGCGUUCAACGCUUCAAUUACCCGUUAUCGAUGUAUCGAUUGGAUUUACGUCAGCCCUGGCGUGUGUAAAAGUCAAAAUCGAAACCGAGUAUGAGUGUGUGUGUGCGUGUGAGUGAGAAAGUGACGAAUUACUUUUCAUCAAAUGGAAAAUAGUUUAGUUUGAAAACACGUACCUAUCCAGAACACAAAAAAUUACAGACGUGACAACAUCUAGAAACAACAAGCUAAAUCGGCGCAAAUACAUAGAACCAAACGAGAACGCAACUACACCAUCGAAAUGGCGGAAGGCGGCAGCAAGCGCAUCAACGUGGUUGUAAAAACGCCAAAGGACAAGAAGACGGUCGAGGUUGACGAAGAUUCUGGAAUAAAAGAUUUCAAAAUUCUGGUUGCACAAAAGUUCGAAUCGGAGCCCGAGCAGCUCGUGCUUAUUUUUGCCGGCAAAAUUAUGAAGGACACGGACACGCUCAAGAUGCACAACAUCAAGGACAACCUGACGGUGCAUUUGGUGAUUAAGGCGCCGACGCGCAACAACGAGAUGCCGGCCCGCCAGCCGGCUGACGUGCGCCAAACACCCUUCGGCUUGAAUCAAUUCGGUGGCCUGGCCGGAAUGGAGGCACUUGGAGCCGGAUCGAACACCUUCAUGGACCUGCAGGCGCGCAUGCAGAACGAGUUGCUCAACAACGGUGACAUGCUGCGCUCCCUGAUGGACAACCCGCUGGUGCAGCAGAUGAUGAACAACCCAGAUACCAUGCGCCAGCUGAUCACGUCCAAUCCGCAGAUGCAGGACCUGAUGCAGCGCAAUCCCGAGAUCUCGCACAUGCUUAACAAUCCGGACCUGCUGCGCCAGACGAUGGAGCUGGCCCGCAAUCCCUCGAUGCUGCAGGAGCUGAUGCGCUCGCACGACCGGGCCAUGUCGAACUUGGAGUCGGUGCCGGGCGGCUACAGCGCCCUGCAGCGCAUCUACCGCGACAUUCAGGAGCCAAUGAUGAACGCGGCCACGGAAUCUUUUGGUCGCAACCCCUUCGCCGGCCUAGUCGACGGCGGCGGCUCGGGAGCCGGCAUCAACCCGCAGCAGGGCACCGAGAACCGCAAUCCCUUGCCGAAUCCGUGGGGCGCUGGCGGUGCCAAUUCGGCAACUAAUGGCACAGGCGGUGGCUCUGGCGCCGGCAAUCAAACGGGGGAUCUGCCGCCGAACAAUGUGCUUAACACGCCGGCCAUGCGAAGCCUACUCCAGCAGAUGGCCGACAACCCGGCCAUGAUGCAGAACCUGCUGAACGCGCCGUACACGCGUUCUAUGAUGGAGUCCAUGUCCCAGGACCCAGACAUGGCCUCGCGCUUGCUGAGCAGCAGUCCGCUUUUGUCUAACAACCCCGCCCUGCAGGAGCAGGUGCGUCAGAUGAUGCCCCAGUUUAUGGCCCAAAUGCAGAACCCAGAGGUGAUGAAUAUGCUAACCAACCCGGACGCAAUGAACGCCAUCCUGCAGAUCCAGCAGGGCAUGGAGCAGCUGCGCAGUGCGGCCCCAGGUCUAGUUGGCACCCUAGGCAUUCCACCGCCACCACCGGGUGCCGGCUCUGCAACGGAUCCAGCCAGCGGCGAUGGGAACGGGGGCAACAGCGGUGCCAACACCAACAACGUCUCGCCGAGCAGCGGCUUGAACACUGGCAACACCGGCACCGGCGGCCCAAGCCUGGCUCCGGGCGGUGGUCCUAAUGCGCAGCUUUUCAACGACUUCAUGAUGCGCAUGCUCAACGGUAUGUCGAACAACACGGACAACACACAGCCGCCGGAGGUGCGCUAUCAGUCGCAGUUGGAGCAGCUGAACGCAAUGGGCUUUGGUAACCGGGAUGCCAACUUGCAGGCUCUGAUCGCUACAUUCGGGGACAUCAAUGCGGCGGUAGAGCGACUGCUGUCCCUCAACCAGUUGUCCUUGAGUUAACAACGCUAAGCCAUUUUAAAACUGUACACAACCUGUCUAUAUAUCUACGAACUACAUCUAUAUCUACCACUACAGCCCCGGAGAACGCGAAUGAGAACACGAUGAGAAAGGGGGACGGGUCCUUAUCCCAAACACCCCGCCCACAAAUUCCACGGUUAGCGCUGCUGAUCGCUUGUUUCCCAUCAAGCCGGAAAUAUCUUGAAUCCUUUAUACCCCACAUGCCAACAUACCAACACCCCCAAAACAAAAACAGACAGCUCCACGCGAGCAUUGAAGCUUUGAGAACGGAGAGAUACUAGAGAUAGAGGAUAUGUCGCCGGUGAGAAUGUUUGAUAGGGAUCGCAUACCAAAGUGUCAGCACUUGCGUAGUUGUUAUCAUUUUUUUUAAUUAUUUUCUUUUGGAGAGCUCGGACACCUGAGAAUUCUUAAAGCGGAAAUGUGUGAACCAAACACCAACUUAACACACUUCAACCGAACUAUUUCACGCAUUUACCCUACCUGAGAACUUCGUUGGUUUUCAAUAAACUUAAACGGGCUUGUGCUCUUUUGUCAUUGAUAAUGUAACUAUUUUGUUGUAAACACAUGUGAAUUCCAGUUUUGUGCUCAAGAAAGCGUGACCGCGGUGUAGUUCCAACCGAUUGGUGCAGGGAUCAGAGGCUCUUUUGGCAGACGUAGUAUCCUUUGUUCUGGUCAGGCAGUCUAGUUUUAGUCGGGUGCUAGUGGUUACAGCCGCAGUCCUUCUGAUUCUCCUCCCUUUCUCGCAAUCCGAAAACGUUCUGGAAAUGACAAAACUGCAAAAGGGGACAACGUACAGUAGAUAUCGGCUAUAUGCAAAGGUGGAACAAGCAAUACUGUCUUGGGGAUAUCCUUACGUGCGAAUAUGCUAGGAAAUGCAUGCAAGCAGUGCAAGUAGUCAAUCAAAAAGGGUUAUCGAUUCGUUAAUAUAAGAGCAAUCUCCAAGCGUUAUUUAUCCCAUCCCGUUCAGGGGAAUACAAAUGUAAAAAGUUGUUGCACACAAGCGAUUUGCAUGCUAACGAUAUCUACUGUAAGUUAAUGUGUGUAUAUAGAUAUUUAUAUAUCAAAAUAUUCCAUUGUGUUAACAAAAGACGUAAAACUAUUUAAAACUCCUUAGUAAAGAGAGAAUCCCCAACAAUAAUUUGUAAUGUAAUUUACUCUAAGCUUUUGUAUGCCUAUAACCGACUAUUCGAGUUCCCAUUUUCGAGCAUUUCCGACCAUCCAUCAAUCCUUCGUGCGCUCGCCGUUUAUAAAAGGUAUGAAUUCAAUGUAUACCAAGUGCUACCACCACAAAGCCUCGCUCGUCAGGUGAGCCAACUUCAUCGUGCAAUUGGGUGGGUGGUCUGGUGGGCUAGUGGGCUGGUGGUAGUGGAGCUGGACCGAUUCGAAGGCGAUCGGAACUACGUUUAUUUGUUUAGUGAAGGAAGUGGUGAAACAAAGUAAUUAAAUGUAAAGAUCACAUGUUUUAAAACAGUAAUAAAGCUAAUUUGGUUUUAGAUUA